CCGAGCACGGUAUAAAUAGCGAGAACCAACAACGGUAGCGGCCACUGUUGUUGUUGUUAUUGUUAAGAUUGCUGUUGGUGUUAUCGCUGCGAUGAACCAAUUGGGGGUGCUGCUGGUCCCUCGCCUCGCCUGGAGGACCCCCAGGGCAGCGCUGCUGAGGCCGCUGUCGACGGCUGCCCCCACCGCUCUGCCCGUGCCCGACCCGAAGCCGAAAAUUCACUACAAGCAGAUCUUCAUCAACAACGAGUGGCGUGACGCACGUAGCGGGAAGACCUUCCCCACCAUCAACCCCGCCAACGGUGAUGUCAUCUGUCACGUGGCAGAGGGGGACAAGUUGGAUGUAGAUGACGCUGUGCUCGCCGCCCGCACGGCGUUCCGCCGCGGGUCCCCCUGGCGGAGGAUGGACGCCUCGGAGCGAGGAAACCUCCUCCACCGGCUGGCCGACCUCAUCGAGAGGGACCGCACCUACCUGGCGUGCCUGGAGACGCUGGACAACGGGAAGCCGUACUCCAACUCCUACAGCGUGGACCUGCACCUCGUCAUCGCGUGUCUACGCUACUACGCGGGUUGGGCUGACAAGGUGCACGGCCAGACGAUACCUGUGGACGGAGAUUACUUCUGUUACACACGCAGGGAGCCCGUGGGAGUGUGUGGGCAGAUCAUCCCGUGGAACUUUCCGCUGCUGAUGCAGGCGUGGAAGCUGGGCCCGGCGCUCGCCACGGGCAACACCGUGGUGAUGAAGGUGGCGGAGCAGACGCCACUCAGUGCUCUCUACGUGGCACAGCUCAUCGCAGAGGCCGGUUUCCCGCCGGGCGUGGUGAACAUCGUUCCGGGCUUCGGGCCAACGGCAGGAGCGGCCAUCGCGGCUCACCCCCUGGUGGACAAGGUGGCCUUCACCGGCUCCACCGAGGUAGGGCAACUAAUCCAAGAGGCAGCCGGGAGGAGCAACUUGAAGAAGGUCACCCUGGAGUUGGGAGGGAAGAGUCCCAACAUCAUCUUUGCCGAUGCCGACUUGGACACGGCCGUGGAGGAUUCCCACACGGCCAUCUUCUUCAACCAGGGCCAGUGCUGCUGUGCUGGCUCCCGGACCUUUGUGCAGUCGGCCGUCUACGACGAAUUUGUGGAGCGCAGCGUCCACAGGGCUCAGCGGGGCGCCUUGGGGGACCCCUUCAACCCCCUCACCCAGCACGGACCCCUCGUGGACGAGGUGCAGCUGGGCAAGGUGCUGGGCUUCGUGGAGAGGGGCCGUGCCGAGGGCGCCGGCCUUGUGUGUGGUGGGCGACGCUGGGGUGGUGGUGGUGCCGGUGGUGGUGGUGGUGGUGGUGCCGGUGGCGGUGCCGGUGGUGGUGCCGGCGGUGGUGCCGGCGGUGGUGCCAGCGGCUUUUUUGUGGAGCCCACCGUGUUCCGUGACGUCACCGACGGGAUGGAGAUCGCUCGCGAGGAGAUCUUCGGUCCGGUGAUGCAGCUGCUGCGCUUUGACGACGUGGAGGAGGUGGUGGAGCGAGCCAACGCCUCCCCCUACGGCCUCGCCGGCGCCGUCUUCACGCGCGACGUGGGGCUGGCACACCACGUGGCUCACGCCCUGCGGGCCGGCACCGUCUGGGUGAACUGCUACAAUGUGUUUGCCAGCCAGGCCCCGUUUGGGGGCUACAAGUUGUCUGGCUCCGGCCGUGAACUCGGCGAGUACGGCCUGGAGGCCUACACGGAGAUCAAGACGGUCACAACCAAAAUUAUGCAGAAGAACUCUUAAACCGGUGAACUAGACCAAGGUGGAUGCUGCCCCAGAACUCGGCUACACACACACACGGCUACACACACGGCUACACACACGGCUACACACACACACACGGCUACACACACACACACGGCUACACACACACACACGGCUAUACACACACACACGGCUAUACACACACACACGGCUAUACACACACACACGGCUAUACACACACACACGCGGCUAUACACACACACACGCGGCUAUACACACACACACGCGGCUACACACACACACGCGGCUACACACACACACACACGCGGCUACACACACACGCGGCUACACACACACACGCGGCUACACACACAGCUACACACUGCUUAAUCGCCAGCCUUAACUACUAAACUAGCCCCUAACCAGCGCUUGACUAGCGCUUGACCAGCACUUGCCCAGGGGCAGCCCUCCUCCGCCUGACCAGCAGCUCUGCCUGGCCCCGCGAGGAGGAAAGUGAUGACGAUGAAGAUGAUGUUUUUCUUGUUUCUAAGAUGUCAAAUGUUUAAACGGAUUAAAGGCAUCAAAAAAUA
Molecule: messenger RNA, 2301 nt
Organism: Petromyzon marinus (sea lamprey)
Lineage: Eukaryota; Metazoa; Chordata; Hyperoartia; Petromyzontiformes; Petromyzontidae
Source: RefSeq, a predicted model, not a curated record